This is a messenger RNA of Coregonus clupeaformis (lake whitefish), 1367 nucleotides long. Its product is annotated as CD9 antigen. The transcript has 8 exons. Bases 186 to 869 code for a protein of 227 amino acids. Lineage: Eukaryota; Metazoa; Chordata; Actinopteri; Salmoniformes; Salmonidae. The record is from RefSeq and is a predicted model, not a curated record. Gene Ontology annotation, cellular component: membrane.
UGUGGCUCAGGAAUUCUCCACAGACCUCUCUCUCUCGCUUCCUUUCACUCACUCUCUUUGUCUUUAAAUAAGAAGUGGUAACCGUAGGUUUAACUCUCUCUUUGUCUUUAAAUAAGAAGUGGUAACCGUAGGUUUAACUCUCUGGGAUAUUUCUCUCCACCACCAAACCCGUGUUGUAUUUGACCAUGGGAGUCGUAGGAGGGAUCAAAUGCAUCAAAUACCUGAUGUUCAUGUUCAACUUCCUCUUCUGGUUGGCAGGAACAGGAGUGUUGGCUGUGGGGCUGUGGCUGCGUUUUGACUCUCGGACGGAGGGACUAUUCAGUGGAGAGGACUCUCCUUCAGUCUUCUUCACCGGUGUGUAUAUUCUGGUCGCUGCGGGGGCGUUGAUGAUGGUUGUUGGGUUCCUGGGUUGCUGUGGAGCCAUUAAAGAAUCACCUUGUAUGCUCGGACUGUUCUUCUUCUUCCUGUUGUUGAUCUUUGGGGUGGAGGUAGCAGCAGGGAUCUGGGGCCUCUCCAACAAAGACACGGUGGUGGAUGACAUCACAGAGUUCUACAAGCAGACGUACAAUAACUACCAGAACACCAAGCAGGAGGCCCUGAAGGAGACACUACGCCUCAUACACUUUGGGCUGAACUGCUGCGGCCUGACAGGCACGGUGAUUGACAACGCCAGGGAGACCUGCCCCAAGAAGGACGGACUGGAGGCCCUGAUCACCACGAGUUGCCCUACGGCCAUUGACGAGGUGUUCAACUCUAAACUCCAUAUCAUUGGAGGAGUGGGCAUCGGCAUUGGAGUCCUCAUGAUCUUUGGGAUGAUCUUCAGUAUGCUGCUGUGCUGUGCCAUCAGGAGGUCCCGUGACAUCAUGUAGACACACCCCCUCCCAUUCUGUGCCCUUAACUUAUCUGUGUGUCUGUCCUCAAUAGAUGUUUAAUGCUCACUAGGUUUGUACUGCCGUUAGGAUUAGGGUUAGUUAGCAGUGUUAGGCUGGCAGCCAACCAGCCAGCCAGUCAUUCAGCCAACCAACCAGCCAGUCAUUCAGGCUCUACCCUGGAUGGAAACUCAGUCUCCUGUGAAUGUGUGGAGCUGUGCUGAGGUUUCAGGCUGAGUAACAUUAAUGUAACAUGAUCAGAGUGACGUUUCAGCACUGUAGAAGCAAAACGCCUUCAAAUCUCACACAAUUUAAUCUGUUGUAUGUGCUUUUAAAACCUAACUCUGUUUUUGCUCAUAUCGCCUGUUUGUUCAGCUACAUGGAACUUUAAGAACUUUAUGAGUGAAAACUGAUUUUAUAAAGAUUUUUAUUGCAACUAUUUUGAUGAACAAAGAUCUGUAUAUCUUUGACUUGCCAAAUAAAAUGAACUAAUAUGGA